CAUGUGCUGUUUAGCAUUAAACCAUUUUCAACAUUUUAAUUCAUAUAACAACAUCUAACAAAAAUUAGCAAUGAAUCAAUUUGAGAAAAAAGAAGUUAUUCAAGCGGUUCUUAUUGCCGACAAUAAUGUAGAGCAGUUGCGACCAUUUUCGGAUAAAAAUUCCACCGCACUGUUACCUUUAGUCAAUGUGUGUCUUCUAGACUACGCGUUGGAUGCCCUCAAUCGCAGUGGUAUAGAAGAAGUGUUCGUCUAUUCUAGUUUGUACUUGCAAAGCGUCCGUGAGCAUAUUAAGGAAGGCAUUGCAUCACUCAGUUCGUGGUCGGUGAAUAUGACAGUACAUGUGAUUGGCGGUGAAGGCUGCCGUUGUUUCGGUGAUGCUAUGCGCGAUUUAGACGCUAAAGCGCUUAUACGUGGUAAUUUCAUACUUCUCGGCGCGGAUGCAGUAACCAAUGCAGAUUUGCGACCAAUAUUCGAUCAACACAAGAAAACUGUUAAAUAUGACAAAGGUGCAGCGGCUACUUUGAUUUUUAAAGAGGCUGCAACCUGCAACGUGCGCACUGGCAAUGAGGUUAUGAUUGCAGUCGACCGACAAAAUAAUCGUCUUCAUCAUCACCAGCGUUUGCGCUUACAUGGCAAAGAAUCGCAUUUUGAGGUCCCCCUGGAAGUAUUUCUACACAAUUCAGAGGUGUCACUGCUUCAUAACCUGAUCGAUCCACAAAUUGCUAUUGGCUCCCCAUCAAUGCUAUCCUUGUUCAGUGAUAAUUUCGACUUUGAAACUCGUGACGAUUUCGUUCGCGGCAUUCUUAUUAAUGAAGAGAUUCUCGAUAGCCGCAUCUAUGUAUCAUUGCUGCCGCGAGGGCAGUAUGCACGCAAAGUGAAUAAUUGGCUGACAUACUGCAUGGUCAGCCAAGACGUGAUGAAUCGUUGGGCGUACCCAUUGGUCCCAGAUAUGGGUAUAAAUUGUUUUGCUCAGCAAUAUGUUUACUUAAAAAACAACAUUUAUAAGAGUCGAAAGUCGACUGUCAUAAAAGCGGCGUUAAGAGAAAAUGUCGCCGUACAGGCCGGUAGUCACGUGGAAGCUGGUACUUCCGUGAGUUGCAGCGUUAUUGGGAAGAACUGUAAAAUUGGGAAGAAUUGCGUGCUGGUUAAUGCUUUUCUCAUGGAUGGUGUGCACGUUGCCGAUGGCUGUAAAUUGGAUUGUUGUGUAAUAGGGUUUGGUGCUAAAGUCGGUGCUGGAUCUGCUCUCACAGAAGGUACCGUUGUGGAUGCGAAAAGUGUCAUACCCUCUGGAAAGGUGCUCAAAAACGUCAUAAUAAAGUGUGCGUUAAGCGAGGACGACGAUUUAGUAGAAAAACUAGGUGAACAAGCGUUUAUCAUAGACGAUAAACAGGAUACACAAUCGACAUAUGCCUCCGAUUCCGAAGAUGAUGUACCACCCACCACAGCCACUGGUAUACCGAAAGUGGCUAAAUUGCCACCAAUCUGUGAUGAGAGCGACUACACAUCGAGCAGCGACGAGGAUGAGUCACGUGCAGUCACACCACUUGUCGACGACACAAAUAUCUUUUUGGCGGAAGUGAUGGACUCACUGGCACGCGGAUUCCAGGAAAAAUCAAACCCAGACUUCCUUAUUUUAGAAAUAAACUCCUCUCGUUACGCGUACAACAUGUCCCUAAAGGAGGUGAAUUUCUAUGUGGUGAAAGCUAUAUUCAGUCUUGAGGAUAUUAAGGAGCCCGCGAAUCAAAACGUUCUUGUAGCCAUAAACAACGUAUUAAAACAAUUGGGACCUGUUAUGUCAAACUAUAUAAAGACUGAAGAUGCUAUGUUGGAUUGUCUGCGUGCAUUGGAAGACAUCUGUGAAGAAAAUGAAUAUGUACGCGCCAAAAUCUCGAAAGUAGUACAUUACUUGUAUGACAAAGAUUUCGUGAGUGAAGAUGCUAUAAUAUCUUGGUACGCACAACUCGAUGCGGACGAACACCGUACUUUGCGUCAGAGCCUGAAGGAACUUAUCGAAUGGCUCAACCAAUCCAGUGAAGAGGAGGAAGACGAUGACGACGAAAGUGAUUAAAACACAUCUGAACUGCUACGAAAUCUAAUUAAGUUUAUUUUUAGUAUAAAUACAUAGAAUUCAAUAGACAAGAAAAAAAGGCCGACAAAACAAAAAACAAAAAUUGAUUUUUAAAAGCAAAAAGUAAAGAUUGUCUAAUAGUAAUUGUUAGAAUAUUACUGUUAAAUUAAAUUAA
Molecule: messenger RNA, 2243 nt
Organism: Bactrocera neohumeralis
Lineage: Eukaryota; Metazoa; Arthropoda; Insecta; Diptera; Tephritidae
Gene: eIF2Bepsilon
Product: translation initiation factor eIF-2B subunit epsilon
Exons: 7
Coding region: 71-2068 (665 amino acids)
Biological process (GO): biosynthetic process
Cellular component (GO): eukaryotic translation initiation factor 2B complex
Molecular function (GO): translation initiation factor activity; guanyl-nucleotide exchange factor activity; translation initiation factor binding
Source: RefSeq, a predicted model, not a curated record